AUGGCGCGAAAUGCAGAAAAAGCGCAGUCCAUGCUGUUUCGCUUCCGCGCACAACAAGCAUCUGACCUCGGAAUCCUCGACACCUCCCGCACGCCCCGCCCAAAAGGCAUAUCUCAUCAAACCGACGUCUCCGUCUGCGAGCGCUGGCGCGGACAAGUGCUAAAAGAAAUCUCCAGAAAGGUCUCCAAAAUCCAGGAUCUGGCGCUCAGCGRCUACCAAAUCCGCGACAUCAACGACGAACUCAACAAACUCUUUCGCGAAAAAUGGCAUUGGGAGGUACGGAUCAGAGAGCUGGGAGGGCCGAACUACAUGCGGGGGGGUGGGAAGAUGGUGGAUGAUGAAGGGAGAGUUGUAGAGGGUGGAGGAAAAGGGUACAGGUAUUUCGGUCGGGCAAGGGAGUUGCCUGGCGUGAAAGAGCUGUUUGAGGCUGCUACGCAGAAGCCGGAGAAGGAGAAGACGGAGACAAGAUACGAUCUGCGGGCCAAGGUUGAUGCAGGAUACUAUGGAUACAAUUUGGACGAAGAAGAUGGAAGUUUAUCGAAGUAUGAAGCGGAGAAGGAGAGGGAGGCAUUCGAGAGGCUUAUGGCCGAGGAGGACGAGAUGAACGAUGCAGAGUGGGAGGUACUGCCUGGAGACGCUGGUGAUGGAGUGAGCUGGAAACUACCGUCUGCGGAGGAGGUCGAGGCCGAGCUGCUGGAGAGGCGCAAGCGGAAGUUGCUUGACAAGCUUUGA
Ramularia collo-cygni is the source of this 732-nucleotide messenger RNA. RefSeq names its product related to pre-mRNA splicing factor. The transcript has a single exon. Bases 1 to 732 code for a protein of 243 amino acids. Lineage: Eukaryota; Fungi; Ascomycota; Dothideomycetes; Mycosphaerellales; Mycosphaerellaceae. The record is from RefSeq and is a predicted model, not a curated record. Gene Ontology annotation, biological process: mRNA 3'-splice site recognition; generation of catalytic spliceosome for second transesterification step. Gene Ontology annotation, cellular component: Prp19 complex; post-mRNA release spliceosomal complex; post-spliceosomal complex.